AUGUCCUGGGAUGUCCCCCUCCUGGGUGUUGUGCCCGAUGAGUCGUACCUCGCACGACCGUCGUUGAUCGAUCUGGAAAAGAUCUUCAAGACGAAGCUCUUGGCGGGGUUCGAGAACAGGAGACAACCUCACUACAGCAUCAAGCACACGCAUCUAGCGGCCACUGACCUGCACGUUUUCCUCGAGAAGCUGGAAUGUGCCCCACCAAACCCUUUGGUGGUGACUCACUGUACCAGGGACGACAUCGUGCUCGGGUUUCUGGCUCACGCACGAAACUCCAAAGAGCGUGGGCACAGCUUUGGCGGGGCCAUGGUGCUGACGGGUCUAGAUCUCCGACCGAUGGACUACGUGGAGGAACUCCUUAAGAUUCACGACAUCCCGGUCAUCGUCAGCAACCUCUCUACUUUUGACACCAUGGAUCGGAUACGAAGCUACACACCGAAGCUUCACAAGGAGGAUGAAGUACGAGUGCGGCUUGCCGUCUCUCACUACGAGCCGCACAUCGACUUCGACACCUUGCUGCGGCCCACCGACAAUAGUAGCUAG
Messenger RNA from Ectocarpus siliculosus, 546 nucleotides. Lineage: Eukaryota; Phaeophyceae; Ectocarpales; Ectocarpaceae. The record is from the annotation of a GenBank genome assembly.